ACAUAUCUGAAAAUCCACGAGAUGUACUAUUGGGAUGGCAUGGGGCAGAUGAUCGACGAUUACUGUAAGUCUUGCGUGCCAUGCCGAAAACGGUCUGCUCUCGGACCCAGGGAGCCGCUGCACCCAACGUACGUUCGUGAGGUUGGAGCAGUCAUGCACUUGGAUCUAUUGGCAAUGUCGUUGGGGAUAGGGAGCUACAAUUUCAUCUUUGAUGCAUGGGACAACCUCUCGGGGUUUGUGGAUGGCAGGGCCAUUCGCACGAAGACUAAAGAGACAUUGGUCCGAUGCAUCGAAGAGUACUAUCUUCGCUACCCCUUUGUGUCCAGAUUCGUGAUGGAUAGAGGGUCCGAGUUCACAUGUGCAGAAGUGAAGGCUCUUUUGAAGAAGUAUGGGGUAAUCGCUGAGUACACUACUGCAGCGCACCCUCAAGCCAACGCACCUGUGGAGAGGGGGCAUAGCACCAUCACAAAUCUUCUUGUCAAUUGGACCGAUGGCAGGCCCAACCAAUGGCCAAACUUUCUAAGGGUCACGUUUUUUGUGGAUAACAUCACUAUCAGGAGGAGCACGGACUAUGCACCGGCUACGCUAUGGUACGGCAGGCAUGGGACGUUUCCCAUUGAAAGCUUCCUGAAAACCUGGAGGCGACGGGACCUCGAGACUGAUCUGACGUUUGAGGAACUACUGGAUUUAAGGGCACGACAGAUCGGCGCUAUUGAGGACAAGAUUGAGGAGGCAGCAAGUAGAACCGCGGACAGCCGUACCAAGGACAAGUUCCGGUGGGACAAGAUAGCGAGAGUAAGAAAGGAGCCUCUCAAGGUGGGAGACGUUGUGUUGUUGUAUGACGCGUCCCUGGAAAAGCAGUGGUCGCGAAAGUUGGAUAAGAGGUGGUUGGGGCCUUACAGGGUCACCAGAUGUGGUGAACAUGGUGCCUACCAAAUCGAAGAGUUGAAUGGGACGGCAUGGAAGGACUGGGUGUCAGGCUCGAGGCUAAAGAAGUUUGUGGCUCGAGACGAGAGGACGCGGAUAAGGACCAGGAGAGAGGACAAGCCUCCAGUCUUCCAGGGAGGGAACAUCGAGUUGUUUCUGAUGGAGUUGGAGCAGCAUGCGAGAGAGUUUGGAUGGGACAGUACCAGAAUGUUGAAAGAGGUACGAGGUGUAGGCGAGUGGGCGGACCCUAUUGCUAAGAUGGUCAGAGAGUCGCUGAGUUGGCAAGACUUUGGACGGAGGAUGGAGGGUUUGCAUCCGUCACCAUUGGGAAGGGAUGGACAACCCAUUCGGUUCGACUCCACCAACUUGGGGGAGUUUUUGUGGGCCUAUGACCGAUAUGCAGACGAGCUUGGUAUCCCAGGAGAGCAGAGAGUGGGGAGUUUCCUGUUGUUUGUGAGACACCAUAUCAGACCCUUCGUACGAUCCAUUGUGGCAUCUGCCAUGAACUGGGGGCACUGCAAGAAGCUACUAUGGAACUAUUAUACUCCAGCUCGUCAGGCAGGUGAGAGGAGAGGUGUGGAAAAAAGAAGAACGGAAUCUGGGACAGAGGCAAGGGGAACCUUUGAGCAGGGCGCGUCACCAGGGGCUCAGAGGGAGGAAAAGGUGAGGGAACACAAGUCUCACAAGCAAGAGGAGAGUGAGGGAGUAGGGGGUCCAGGCGCACCUCCAGAGCCUAUUCAGAGGAAGGUGGAUCACCCUAUGCCAGAUAUGGAGUCAGACGUGCAUCGUGGAGUGCCGCUAUAAUGUCAAUCAGGCGAGCGACGCCGCAGACUACUCUCCUGGGAUCCCUUCCUUUGCUCCUCAUGAACAGAUGGUCAUCCCUUACCAGAAAGUUUGGCCUCA
Messenger RNA from Chara braunii, 1830 nucleotides. NCBI's taxonomy places the organism in Eukaryota, Viridiplantae, Streptophyta, Charophyceae, Charales, Characeae. The record is from the annotation of a GenBank genome assembly.